CCGGGUGACGUCAUGAGCCGGGUGUUUGACGGGGUGUCUGCCGCAGCGCCAGGAAUACAUGAGUACAAAUAUGACCGACGAUGACCUCGAACACAUCGUGUGUUGGUGUUUUACUCUCGUCGUUUAGCAUUCGACAAAGUUAAACAGGCGAUUUUAUCAUCUGUUUUUAGAUUAAAUCCGUGCGUUUGGUGUAGGUCAUUAGCCACGAGCCGUUUGUUAUCUCGAGAGCGCGACACAUCCAACGCGUCUCUGUUUAGAGGCUCGCCUCCAACCUUAAGCUAUAGCCCUUUCUGUACACUGAAAUAUGGACAAGGCCGAUUCAAUGAUGGAUCAGAAAGGAACGGCUCCUUGCUGCACAAACGGAAUGCACAAGCCACUCCGGCGACAGCUGAGCAACGGGAGCUGCAGCCCGUUCAGUCCGACGGAGGAUAAUCACCACCAUCUUCACCACGACCCUCAAACCAACGGCUCUCCGGCGAAAAGGUGUCGGUUACGGAGGCGAAUGGAAUCAGCGAAGAAAAACAGACCGCCUUUUCCAUGGUUUGGAAUGGAUAUCGGUGGUACUUUAGUAAAGCUUGUUUACUUCGAGCCAAAAGACAUCACUGCAGAAGAGGAGCUGGAAGAGGUGGAGAAUCUGAAGAGCAUACGCAGGUACCUCACCUCCAACACGGCCUAUGGCAAAACCGGCGUCCGUGAUGUACACCUGGAGCUACACAACCUGACAAUCUGCGGUCGCACAGGGAACCUUCACUUCAUCCGCUUCCCCACCGCUGCUAUGCACAGAUUCAUCCAGAUGGGCAGAGAUAAGCACUUCUCCAGCCUGCACACCACACUGUGUGCCACCGGUGGCGGGGCAUACAAGUUUGAGAACGACUUCAGAACGAUGGCAGACCUAGAGCUGCUGAAGUUGGAUGAGCUGGACUGUCUGAUCCAGGGGCUGCUGUACAUAGACUCGGUUGGUUUUAACAGUCAUCCUGAGUGCUAUUACUUUGAGAACCCCUCCGACACACAGAACUGCAUCAAGAAACCCUGCUGUCUUGACAACCUUUUUCCCAUGUUGCUGGUCAACAUUGGCUCAGGCGUCAGCAUUCUAGCAGUGUACACCAAGGACAACUACAAACGAGUGACAGGCACCAGUCUUGGUGGAGGGACGUUUUUGGGGCUUUGCUGCCUGUUGACUGGUUGUGAGACAUUUGAAGAGGCCCUUGAAAUGGCCAGCAAAGGGGACAGCACCAAUGUGGACAAACUGGUGAAGGACAUCUAUGGAGGAGACUACCAGCGCUUCGGCCUGCAAGGGUCCGCCGUGGCUUCAAGCUUUGGCCACAUGAUGAGCAAAGAGAAGAGGGACAGUAUUUCUAAAGAGGACUUGGCCCGAGCCACACUCGUCACUAUCACCAACAACAUUGGCUCCAUUGCACGCAUGUGUGCGGUUAAUGAGAAGAUUGAACAUGUUGUGUUUGUGGGGAACUUUCUGCGUAUAAACACUUUGUCGACAAAGCUUCUUGCCUAUGCCAUGGACUUCUGGUCCAAGGGCCAGCUGAGGGCCCUUUUCCUGGAACAUGAGGGAUACUUUGGAGCCGUCGGUGCUUUUCUAGACCUGCUGAAGUCGGCUGAUAACGCAUAAAGGAAAUCAUCAUCUCCUAUGAUCCAGAAGCUGCUUUAAGACUUCCACACAGAAGCUCCAACAGGAAAACUGGAAUACUGGGAACACUGGGGAAAUUUAAUAGAAGCCAUUAUAGUAAUUAAUCUGUAAAUAACCCUUAAAAUAAGAUUCUAAAUAAUAUUUGUUUGACUAACUUACUCUCCCUCAGACUUCAACUUUUUUCCUUUUAUACUGUUUGUAAAUCUCAUUGUGUAGUGAACAGGGAGAGUUUAUAUGGUGGCCAAAACCUGCUGUGUUAAGUUUUUGCUAUGGUGAGAGUAUUCAGCGUUAACUGCUUUCUGUUUCUAGGCCUGGUUCAAUAAUGGACCUUUCAGAGGUUUUUUUUUUUUGGUGUUAAACUGCUGUUCAGACCCCAAAUGAUGUUUGACACACUGUUCAAGUUGAUUUUCAAGUCUCUGGUCUGUGUUAAAUGUGUGCAGACUACUUGUAGUAAAGGCAUUGGUCUUUACACAGCAUAGAUCAACCUUUUUCCGGUUGUAUCUCCUUUCACUCUUCCUCUUCACUACAAUUAACAGUUUUCCAUGCAUUUAUAUGCAUGAAAGUAAU
This is a messenger RNA of Carassius carassius (crucian carp), 2209 nucleotides long. RefSeq names its product pantothenate kinase 1-like. The transcript is spliced from 7 exons. Gene Ontology annotation, molecular function: pantothenate kinase activity; ATP binding. Lineage: Eukaryota; Metazoa; Chordata; Actinopteri; Cypriniformes; Cyprinidae. Gene Ontology annotation, cellular component: cytosol; nucleus. The record is from RefSeq and is a predicted model, not a curated record. Gene Ontology annotation, biological process: coenzyme A biosynthetic process. Bases 305 to 1624 code for a protein of 439 amino acids.